GCAUAAUGCUAGUAGGCCCGCUUUCCUAGCAUGGCGUUUUUUGCAGUAUUGCAGUCAGUACUGCGCAAGAUGUUGUUGCAGCAUUGUUCUACAUAGAAGGAAAUCUCUCUUGCUUUUUAAAGGGAAUUAAAAUCAAGACACAGUAUGGCAUCUGUGGCCGCCUGGCUUCCUUUUGCUAGGGCGGCUGCGAUAGGAUGGGUUCCCAUCGCCCAGAACCCGAUGCCUGCUCCUCCUGUUUCAGGUAUGAAAGAAAAGGAGGCGGAUGAAAAAUUAAGAAUAAAUGUAAGUGGAAGAUGUUUUGAAACUUGGAGGCAUACCCUUGAAAAAUACCCGGAUACUUUAUUGGGAUCUAAUGAGAAGGAGUUCUUCUAUAAUGACGAGGCAAAGGAGUACUUUUUUGAUAGGGAUCCCGAUAUAUUUAGACAUGUACUUAAUUAUUACAGAACUGGCAGACUCCAUUAUCCAAAACACGAGUGUAUUAGCGCGUACGAAGACGAAUUGGCCUUCUUUGGUGUUAUUCCAGACAUAAUCGGCGAUUGCUGCUACGAAGACUACCGUGACAGAAAACGAGAAAAUUCCGAACGCCUUUUAGAUGAUAAAGCCUCCGAAAAGGGUGAUAUCGACCCAAGCACAAGUGUUCGGGAGAAAAUGUGGAGGGCCUUCGAGAACCCGCAUACAUCCACCUCAGCGCUCGUCUUCUAUUACGUUACGGGUGUCUUCAUUGCUGUAUCAGUAAUGGCUAACGUAGUCGAAACGAUACCUUGUGGUAUAAUGACGGGAACUAGACGAAAAUUACCUUGCGGAGAAAGAUACGAAGUAAUCUUCUUCUGUCUCGAUACCGCCAGCGUUAUGAUCUUUACGGCGGAGUAUCUUCUAAGACUGUUUGCGGCCCCAAACCGUUGCAGAUUCAUGAGAAGCGUUAUGUCAAUCAUUGACGUUGUUGCUAUUCUACCCUACUACAUAGGCCUUGGCAUAACCGAUAAUAAGGAUUUGUCAGGUGCCUUUGUCACACUCAGGGUUUUCCGAGUGUUUCGCAUCUUCAAGUUUUCAAGGCAUUCACAAGGAUUGAGAAUUUUGGGAUAUACUCUUAAGUCUUGUGCCUCAGAGUUGGGCUUUUUGCUGUUUUCACUUACGAUGGCCAUCAUCAUUUUCGCCACAGUUAUGUUCUACGCUGAGAAAAAUGUACCUAAGACGAAGUUUACUUCGAUCCCCGAAGCCUUUUGGUAUACUAUUGUCACUAUGACAACCCUUGGAUACGGUGAUAUGGUGCCGAGUACAAUAACUGGCAAGAUAGUGGGAGGAGUCUGCUCUUUGUCAGGCGUUCUCGUUAUCGCGCUUCCGGUUCCGGUUAUCGUCUCGAAUUUCAGUCGAAUCUACCACCAAAACCAGCGAGCAGAUAAGCGUAAAGCUCAAAAGAAAGCGCGUAUGGCUCGCAUAAGGAUGGCCAAGAACGCUGCUAGUUCGGCCUUCUUGACGUCCAAAAAGAAGACGGAGGAGAAAAUGGCGGCAAGGGAGAGAGGAGUUGACGUUGAAUUCGAUGGAAAAGAGGACGUUUUCGAAAUGCAACACCAUCAUCUGUUAGCCUGUCUGGAAAAGGCUACACUGAAAAGGAAACAGGGUCGAGAAUUUGGUGAUGCGGAUUUUAAUGACUUUUCAAGUCCUGUUCAAGAGCAGAUGCCCGUUAUAACUAGGCAAUCUUCAACCUCAUCAAUUGAGCAACAUUUAUUUUCCAGUUGUUGCCCUCGUUCUAGGAAAAGCAAAUACGAAAAAGGAUCACCAAUAGAGGCAGAAAUCAACGAUAUCCGAACACUGCAAGAGGGAAACCGUUAUUCUCGGACGUCAUUGAAUGCCGUUGUCGUGGCGACGCCCAGUUCUAUAACUGCGCCAUCUGGUGAACAUCCUGUCGGAACAACUACCGUAACCACUGCAAUAGUUUCCAGGACUUCUGGAAAUUCAUCUCCAGCCUCUGCAACAAGUGCUAAAAUUUCAGCACUAUGAUUGUUUUUUUUCACUACGAAAAUCUAGCUCAACAAAAAAUUUACAUUUUACGACUGUUGCCAAAUAUUUGUUUGUUUGUUUGUUUGUUUGUUUACCUUUUUCAGUUCCAUCCGUCGCUCAUGUUGGUGCUGACGAGUUGGUCAAUCGUUCAUUUAUUCGUUCAUUCAUCUACUUUUAUUUUCUCCCUUUUACUUUCAUCUUUCCUUUCUCGGUUUCAGUUAACGCCUAUCUCUAUCUAUUCUCUCGCGUCUUUUCAUUCUACUUUUCCUCCUAGUUCUAUCUAUAUCUUUCUCUGUCUGUCUAUUUGUAUGUCUCUCCCCCUUCCUCUCUCUCUCUCUCUCUCUCUUUCUCUUUAUACAUGGAUGUCAUAUUCAUGUACUUUGUAUAUAUUUAUCUCUGACCAUUUCUCUAUAUCUACUAAAUUUAUCUUUACUAAGAAUUCCUUCACUCUUUCAAUCCAUAACAUUCAACGAACAAUAUUUAAAAAAUUUUUCUCAUGUAAAUGAUCUCUUCUAAUUAUCGGAUCAAAUUUAUGUUUAUCCUAUCAUCCCUUUUAAUUCUACCUGAACUAAUAUCUGUUUUACAUUCAUUCUCUCUUGUUCAUCAAGGCAAGCAAAUGGUAUCAUACUAUAAAUCUUCACUCCGUCAACCCUCUUUUCCUCACCUUACAUCCUUUUCUUUAUAAUCUUUUUAUGUCACCUUUUUCUUAUCUACUACUUAUCCUUCUUGUAUUAUUUGAUUUAAAUCUGUUAUUUCUUUGAUCCCAAAAAAGAAGUGUAUAUAUCUACAUAUUGUAUCUCUUAAGACUUAUACAUAUUAGGAACAUUGCAAAGAAAAAGUCAUUCGAAACUCCUCACUCUAAUUCAUUUUACUUUUGAUUAUCAAUAUAAGCAAAUUAUAAAUGUAUAAAUGUUGAAAUAGAUUGAAAAACCAAAUUAAUACGAAAUAUUUAAGUAAAAAUAAAACAAAUGGAAAAUAAAGUCGGCGUAUACAAUAUACUGUAUACAUAUACGGUAUAUAUAUAUUAAUAUAUACUAUAUAUAUAUGUGUGCACGUUCAUCUAUCUUUAAUGUGCUAUUUCUCAACACUUUCUUCUUAGUUUUUCACAAAGAAAAGAGAAGGUUGUCUAGUUUUAUUGAGACUUAAAAAAGUAGUUAAAUUAGAUUAUGAACUAUUUUUUUUUUACAGAGAUUAAGUUCUAUCACCAAUUUCGUUUCCUAUUCCAUUACUUUUACUGACAAAAAUAGAUUUAGCUUUUAUUUCAUUUCCUUUUCGCUUACUUUUUUUUCUAACUUUGAUUAUAUUAUAGGCUUUCAAAUAUGUUUUCCAUAAAUUUUCAAUAAUCAGUAAGAAGACAAACGUUCCUCCCUGCUCAUUCAAUAAUAGUAUACCAGAGAGACACGAUAUUUUCAACAGGAUUGCCAAUACAAGAAAUACAAUGAACAAAAAAUAUUACUUGAAGAUUUACUCCGCAAUCUCCUAUUUCUCUUUCUCAAACGGUGGUACGGGUCAACCUGAAUGUAGUGUGGGAAUUGGUUAAAGCAGAAGAAUUGGAUUAGUUCGAUAUCUAAAGAAAAGCGGAGAGAAGAAUACAAAUAAAGAUUGUUAAUAAGAAGUGUUGAAAUGAAACAUUGGGUGAGAAUAUAUGAUAAAGCUAUCUGUUUGGUUUUUAAUUGUUUGAUAUAUUUGUUUUUAUUAAAAAGAAGAGAAAGAAAUAAAAAGAACGCAGGUUUUUUCAUGUACAAGCACAAAUUUUUUAUAGUCUUUUUUUUUAAUGCUUGCUCUAUUUCUUUUUUAUCUGCUGAAAGUUUAAGAAUAAAUUGAAAAAUAUAAGCAUUUUAUAAGAUUUUAUGCAAUUGUUUACUUUGCAAUAUAUUAUAAAAUAUAGACAGAGAAAUUGCACUUGAAGUGGCGCGUUGUAUAAAUAUAUCUGUCUAUUAAGGUGGAGAAAGCAGAGGCGUUUUCCCCUUCAAAAAAGAAAAUAAUGACCUUUUCAACGGGGAAAUUAAUAAUUUGAAAUAGUCAAAUUAUUCUUUUUCUCUCCAAAACAAUAGCUAGUUGGUUAAACGCUGGGUUGAAGUUAUCAUGUAAAUUGGCUUUCGAUGAAUGAGGAAAUCCCUAGAUUAGUAAAUGACAUUCAUGUAAAACAAGGCCACCUACCGUAACAACGUGUUAAGUGAUAGUAUAUCAAACUUAAUCCUUUUAUAUAUUAAAAGUAACUCUAUAGCCGAUAUGAAAGAUUACCACUCAC
Messenger RNA from Dimorphilus gyrociliatus, 4249 nucleotides. Lineage: Eukaryota; Metazoa; Annelida; Polychaeta; Dinophilidae. The record is from the annotation of a GenBank genome assembly.